CAAAAUGAUCAUAAGAAGACAGCAGUAGGUGUUUCUCCUCUUGUGUAUCUAAAACUAUUUUUAUCCGUCUGCUCUAGGGAAGCCUUGGAGGGGACAAUAUCAGGCUUUCAGGAGGGAACCAAAUAUUUUGACUUUGGAUUUUCAUCACAAAAAGGGAUUCAGCAUGGAAAAUGUACCAAACCCCAAAAGGACUGUCACUGUCCAGAUGAUGCCGCAGCUCACUAAUAUAGAUGUGCUGGGAAAUAAAGAGUUAAACGCUAACUGGGACAUUGAGCCAAAGUUAACCUUAAAUCUGGAUUGUUCCUCUGGCCGAAAAACUAAACCAGAUCAGGAUAAUAUGCACCUCAAGUCCUCCCUCAAAGAUUCCCACACCACUCUUCUUGGAGGAACUGUCCUUGAAGACAAAAACAUGUCAUCCCGUGACAGCGAAGAUCACAAGCAACCUCAAAACAGUCACACAAACAUGAAGACGACAGGUCAGAGUGCCAGGAACGCAGAAGGAAGAAAAACUGAACGUGACUCGAAUUUGAAGACUGUCCUUUCAACAUCUGGCCCAUCGUCUACAGCUACACAUAGCAAGGAGAAAAAUGGCAAUAGCACAACAAAGACACUUGAAAACGAACUACAUGAGUCCAAAGCACAGUGCAAAGCAUCAGCAGUUGAUGAAACUAAUGCAAUCAAAGAGACACUUCACAAUCAAAUAUCACGCCGGGCUCUGGCUUCCCUUCAGAAGGAUUCAACUCCCAGCGCCAACAACACAAUCAAAGAUAUGCCAGUUUUAUCCCAAACAAAAGAUGCAGGUUGCACCACCAGCAGUAGCCCGUCUGAACUGGUUUCCACCACCAGUGCUCCUAAAACCAAUCACUCUCAAGUUGCAACAACCGAAACAUCUCUUCCAGCACCUGGGACGAGUAUUAAGACCCCACAACUACACGAGACCCAUCAUACACCCACUAAAGAGGACAAAUGUAGCAAUGAUUUCAAGGAUUUUAAACCAACAGGAACCUCUCAAGAUAUUUCUUCUGGACAUCCAAUGGAGACUUCAACUAGCAAUGCAAGUCACAUGGAAGUGAUUGAUGAAGAGGUCCAAACACAAGGAGCUUCUCCUGAAGAGCAGAUGCCGGUCCACUGCAAACUCUAUCGAGAGGCAUCUACCAUGACUUCAGCCAUUGAGUUAGGCAACCGACCCAGCAUGCAACGGCAUGACGCAGAGGUGCAGGCGGUGGCUACAGUCUGCAGUCAAUCUACAGCUACUAGCCCUAGUCUUCUAUCUCUACAACCCCAUCGGAGAUCAGUUGGCCUGCUACCUGAGGAGACCGACAGUAUAGCAGUGGUCGUUGAGGUGAAGACCACCUCAGUGAAUAAUUGCAACACACCAUCUGUUGUUUCAUCCAGUACAAAGCCUCCACAGUCUGGCACAGUGAUGGUGCAUGUAGAUGCUGACCUUCAGGAAGAGUCCAAGCUUGGGGCCAAGCCUAAAGAGCCUCUACACAACAGCCAAAGAGGAUUUUCGCCGCUUCAACCGGUUUAUCAGAUCAAUGUGGAGACAUGCAGCCAAACCAAGCAAUCAAACGAGACUACGAGCCAAGGUUCACCUGCAUCUGGUCCUCAUAAUGUGUCAUGUCUGCAGGAACCCAUCGCUGCAUCUAAUCAGGCUUUCAAAGAUCUGCAAGAAAAAUCGGCCAAGCCUCCUGCGUCUAAAUCCGAGAUGCCUAAGGAGGCAGGAUCUGCAAAACCUCCAAAGGACAUCACAAUAGCUACUCCUCCAACAUCAAGCUCCACACCACAGAGCAAAAAGACAGACCGGCAACAGCAGGGAGCAUCCAAGCUGGACCCUGAGAAAGACGACCAAGAGGCCAAGCAGUCGAGGAACAGCGUGCAUGAUGUCGUGUGGGACGAGCAGGGUAUGACUUGGGAGGUAUAUGGAGCAUCGGUAGAUCCCGAGUCACUGGGUUUUGCCAUUCAAAGUCACCUGCAGUGUAAAAUCAAGGAGCACGAGAAGAUAAUCGCCCGGACGGUUCUCAGAAAAUCCUUGUCUUCGCCUCCCGGCAAGAAAAACAAGAGAAGGCAGGUUAACAUCAACUUCAGGUCUAUGUUUCAAAAUGUUCGCCGACCCAAUUGUUGCGCGCGCCCGUCAGUGCUAGAAUGAAAGACAUUUGGUUGUCAUUGACGAAAUCUUCCAUGAGACUGUG
Molecule: messenger RNA, 2192 nt
Organism: Carassius auratus (goldfish)
Lineage: Eukaryota; Metazoa; Chordata; Actinopteri; Cypriniformes; Cyprinidae
Product: G protein-regulated inducer of neurite outgrowth 3-like
Exons: 1
Coding region: 164-2149 (661 amino acids)
Biological process (GO): neuron projection development
Cellular component (GO): plasma membrane
Source: RefSeq, a predicted model, not a curated record